GUAUGUUUAUGGGCUAAACGACCACAACAUGGCAGUACGUUCAGUGACACCAUGUACAGAAAAGCUGUUUAAAGUUUUAGUCAUUGGGGAUCUAAGUGUUGGGAAAAGCAGCAUUGUCUUGCGGUAUGUGAAUAAACGCUUUGAUGAAAGAUACAAAGCAUCUAUUGGAGUUGACUUUGCUCUAAAAACUAUUGAAUGGGAUGCAAAGACAGUGGUGAGGCUUCAGCUUUGGGACAUUACAGGCCAGGAGAGGUUUAAGAAGAUGUCCAGAGUGUUCUACAAAGAGGCGAUGGGAGCAGUAGUGGUCUUUGACAUUACAAACAGCUCCACCUUGGAGGCUGCCUCAGAGUGGAAGCAGGACCUGGAUAGCAAAGUCUGUCUCGACAGCGGACGUCCGGUCCCUGCCGUCCUGCUGGCCAACAAAUGUGACAUGACAGGAAGGGACAGAGACUUGGUGUCCUCGCUGGACAGCUUCUGUAAAGACAACAGCUUCAUGGGCUGGUUUGAGACAUCUGCAAAGGACAAUAUAAAUAUUGAUGAGGCAGGUGUCUUCCUUGUCAAGCAAAUGAUGCUCUGCGACACCGGCCUGUCCAAUGAAGAGCGCCGCUGGGACAGGAUCAAAGUGAGCCAGGCUCCCGGGGAGAGUCAGAGCCAGUCAUUGUGCUGCUGGAGACCACGGCUCUGAGGCAGAGAGCCAAACAACUGCAGCUACUGGUUAAACGCUCUAACUAGACCUGUUUUUGAUACCAUGUCAUGAAUCCACAGCCACUGCAUAGAAGCUAUUUGAGAUUGUGUUACAUAAUAGCCAGUAACUUUACAUGCACGUUUCUGCCUCGCCAGGUUUUUUCAGUAAUGUGUGGACUGCCUCAUAAACACCUCUGUGGAGACGAUUGAGCUAAUUUCUCUGAUGAUCCACUGAUACCGACAGGCUAAUAAAGUGAUCAGCAUGACAUACGUCCUGCUGGGAAAAGUCUGUGACACUCACCGUGCAACUAAGACUUGCUGGUGAUUGACCUAAAACUGUGAAACGGUCACAACUGCCAUUUUCCCAAACAACAAAAACAGCAAGACAAAAAGAUUUUUAAAAUGUUGUUUAAAGCUAUUGAACAUUUCUCA
This is a messenger RNA of Perca fluviatilis (European perch), 1116 nucleotides long. RefSeq names its product RAB32b, member RAS oncogene family (gene rab32b). Gene Ontology annotation, biological process: phagosome-lysosome fusion; endosome to lysosome transport. Gene Ontology annotation, cellular component: phagocytic vesicle; trans-Golgi network; Golgi apparatus. The transcript has 3 exons. The coding region runs from base 29 to 685 and encodes 218 amino acids. NCBI's taxonomy places the organism in Eukaryota, Metazoa, Chordata, Actinopteri, Perciformes, Percidae. Gene Ontology annotation, molecular function: GTP binding; GTPase activity. The record is from RefSeq and is a predicted model, not a curated record.